Molecule: messenger RNA, 2244 nt
Organism: Sugiyamaella lignohabitans
Lineage: Eukaryota; Fungi; Ascomycota; Dipodascomycetes; Dipodascales; Trichomonascaceae
Gene: HDA3
Product: Hda3p
Exons: 1
Coding region: 1-2244 (747 amino acids)
Cellular component (GO): HDA1 complex; nucleus
Source: RefSeq, a predicted model, not a curated record
AUGGAUUUAGGUAAGAUUUUGGACGGCACGCCGGAGCCCAUUUUGACGGUGCCUGAUACGAUCCUGUUUGAGUCGAUUGCCGGGGCUGGUGUGAAUGGAUGGUCGGGAGACCAUAGUUUGGCGGUGCCUAUGACCGAGUUUCAGAAGGAAUUGACCGACCAGGUCAUUUCGUCGCACUAUAGCGACAUCCUCAAGUUUUUCGAGACAGACGGGCCGGUCAUGGUCGAGUCGCUUCAUACUCUGUAUACAAAUGCCCAGCUGGUGGCCACUCAUCCAUUUCUGCUCGUAGACCACUAUCUUCCGAAGAAUCUGCUGCUGCGAGAAGUGCCGCUACGACUCCAGCAUGCAAGUGGGAAGUUCAAGAUUCUAGGUGAUAUCCUCGAUAUCAUUAAAGAGUACAGAAUAACAGUGGGUCUGGUUUCUAGACCUGGAAAAACGCUGGAUCUGGUAGAAGCUUAUUUACAGGGCAAAUUUGUUAAUUAUAUUCGCCAUUCAGGUUCCCAACUUCGUGAUACCGGCAAAAUAGACCCCAAAUAUUCUACAAUUCAUCUGAUAGCGUCGUCUGAAUUGGAUAGUAAUUAUCCAGGAGAUGAACGAUUCGACUUGAUUAUCGCCUUUGAUCAGACAUUUUCCAUUAACGACCAUCAUAUUGCUGCCAUUCGUCGUAAUGGACGUCCCUCUCAGAGCUUAUCUAGUGGUGGUGGAGUAGGUAGCGGAGUUAGUGGAGUUACUGCAGGUGGUAGUAGUGGAAGCGGCCAGGAUCAGCCUCUGACACCUGUGAUUCGACUGAUUCCUGCGAAUUCCAUCGAACAUAUCUAUCUCAAAGUGAAACGAGACUGGGAUGCCAGUCAUACAGAAAACGGACACCCUCUCAGUUCUGGGGUCCACAGCGUGGUAGGUGUCGACCAUGGUCAUGGAUCGUUAGAUUCUGUACUUUCUGGUGAUACAUUCACAGAUGCAACUAAUGACGUGCAAUUUCUGCGUCGGGUGUUGGCAGGAACUGUUGUUCUGAGAGGUAAAGUGGGUGCGAUCCCAAAUGACUUGAAACCCAUCUAUGCACAGAACCUGAAACCACUAGCCAAAUGGCUUCAGACAUGCUCGACUGCAUGGCCUCUGCCUGAUUUAGCAGACAUUCCUGAAUACUCUGCUGCUGAUGUAGAGCGUACUCUACUUACUGAGGUUCACGGAGACGAUGCGUACAGCGUUAGUGUUAGCAGCCAUCGCUCAUCUCCUCCGGCCGGCUGGUCCCGGUCGUCUCAUACAAAUGGCAGUGGAGUGUCUAGAAAAGGGUCGAUAAAGCACGAGCGAAGUAAACUAUCGGAUCAUGAGUAUUACAAUGCUAAACGACUGAAACGAGAAACUGACUCGGUCGAAUAUCCCAGUCUAGGGACAUCCGAUCCUCUGCUGGUACUUCAAAUGAGUAAUACUCAUAGUAUAUCGGACGGCCCUCCUCAUCAUACAUCGGUGCUUACACAUCGUUUACUAAGAAGACUGGAAGAUGUUAUUAACGAGAAUUCCACUCUGAAAGCAGAAAUCCGCUCGUACCGUGCCCAGGCAUCAUCUCGCCAGAAAGAGUAUGAAGGGCUUCUCGAAGAGAUUGCAGACAAAAUCCUUAUAAUUGGAGAUUUAGAAACAAGAGUCAAAGCUGCUGAAAGAAAAACUGAGCGAUCUAUUGCCGACCUUGUUCGAUCGGACGAGAAAGUGAGCAAACUGACUGAAGAGCUUAAACAAACCAAAUCCAUUAUCUCCUCAACUGAAGUUCCCGAGAAGAAACUUUUGGACGAGCAAACAGCCAAGAUCGCUGAACUGAAUGCCGAAAUUCAUAAACUGGAAGAACGAGUCGAGUCUCGUAACGCUGAAAACGAGUAUAUGCGAACCGAGUACCAGAAAGCGUCAAGUGCUGCUGUUGAAGCACAUAACCAGAUCUCGGAACUCGAGCAAGAAAAGAAAGCUCUCGAGAAGAAAGUCCAGUCAGAAGCUGUACGGUUACGAACACUCUCGUUUGACGAAGAGCGGUUCCAAAAAGACCAAACCAUUCGAGAACUCACUUCACGAGUCGCUGCUCUCGAAGAACAUCUCAAAAGGAUCCUGGGAUCGGACCGCCACACAAAUAACAGUCUCUCCCGGUCCCGAUACACCUCCCGUGCUUCGAGUGUACCCCGCCGGACCCGUAGUCCGGGCUCCUCUGGCGUCAACGCUGCCACUCCGUCUGUAGCAUCGUCCACACCGACCUCCAACAGCUAA